CGACGUCGAGCUGGUGCCUGGCGGGAGUGCAAUUCCCGUCAACGACAGCAACAAGAGCGAGUUCGUGGAGCGCAAGUGGAAGUACCUGAUGGUGGAGAGUGUGGAGCAGCAACUGCAGGUUUUCCUGCAAGGUCUGUACGAGGUCGUUCCUCGCGAGUUGCUGCUGCUUUUCGACCCGGAGGAGUUCGAUUUCCUGCUGUGUGGCUCCAACGAGAUCGACGUGGACGACUGGGAGCGCAACACCAAACACUCGAAAGUGCUGUACCACCACCGGUCGCUCAAAUGGUUCUGGGAGCUGGUGCGCGAGAUGCCGGACGAGUACCGACGCCGCCUGCUGCAGUUCGCCACGGGCUCGUCGCGCGUGCCGCUGGGCGGCUUCAGCGCGUUGACGAGCUACGAUGGUCGCUUGUGCCCGUUCACGCUCAAUGCCGUGCCGCUGGUUGGCGACGGCUUCAUCCACAGCCACGCGUGCUUCAAUCGGCUGGACCUGCCGCUGCAUGUGGUGCGAGACGAGCUGAAGGCGGUGCUGUACGCCAUGCUGAACACGGAAGUGUACGGCUUCACGACGGACUGACAACCUCUUGAAACGAGCAUGAAAGUAAUGAAGACGCCGCUGCGGGUUGAGGUGCAAGUGCUUGAUGACCAGCGCGGCGGCGUCGGGUAAUCGGAGCGCGAGCAUUAUUUUCGGUGUACAGUUCAGGCUUUGCACACUCAUCCAGCUGUACCGCCAUUUGACGACCCCAAAAGUAUACGCUCCACUUCCUGUUAACCUUUCUACUUAUAUGCAACCGCUAUCUAUGGCAAAUACUUCUGCGGCGAGCGAAUCAGAAUGACGGUAGCUGUUGCUCGACAGAUGGACGCCAAGUGGACCUUGCACUCUCGGAUUCGACCGCAAGCGCCCAUGGAGGCCGUGCUGGGCUUCCUCGCGGUGCUCGCCAUCGUAGCGCUGCUCUUCUUCUGUCUGUCCAUGCUGGCGAGACGCGCCUACAUGCGGCGCCAGCGGUCCCUCGAGCUGCACGCCCCGCUGCUCAAGUGCGUCACAACUUUCUCCCUCGAAUCGGUCGGUGCAUUUGUCGUGGUAGAGAGAAGACUGACGUUGUAGCCUAUUGUACUGCACCACGCAGCUCUGAAGACCGUCGGCUGGACGCAGCGCUGAGAGACGCAGAGGAGGGGUUCAACGUUUGUGCGGUCUGCGGCUUCGAGAACUUUAAGCGCUUCAAGUUCUGCACCGUGUGCGGGGAGGCGGUCGUCGUCAGCGGCGAGCAGCAAGACGGAGGUAGUGGAGACACGGCAGGCAAGAAGCGGUUGUCCACGCGGCUGUCGCUGUUACCACUGUUCAAGCGCGAGAGCAGGGUGGAGCUGGUCACGGCGACACACUCGGUGCAGACUAGUCGUCGUCAUGCGCGUGCUCAACGGAGGAAGGAGUGGACGAGGAAAGUGGACGUCGAAGGACGAGCGUAUUGGUUUCGCGACGGCCGAUGGGGUGAUACUCAGUUUACAGGUUUUGUGGUCAAGUUUUUGGCCACGGAAGCUGUGGAAUUGACAGUGGCUCGAACGUCAGCAGAGGAUGAGAAUUCUGUGUCGGAAGAGCAGGCUAAUGCUGCUUUAGGCGAAGAGGCAUCGUCUAGAUCCUUAUCUCCACCGUCAGUCCCGGCGGUCGAGCGUGCAGCGGACACCUUGAUGCAUGGGGAAGCCGAGUCCUCUGCUAGUUCAGACAUCCCAGAACCAGAACCAGAGCAAGAACAUGUUACUACGGAGAAUGCAGCUGGCCGAGAGCAAGCACAGUCUUUACUGGGAUCGGUUGAAGAAUGCAUUGCGAGCUUGGUACGGGACACCCAGGCACGGCGCGCUAUGCUCGCUGCGGCGUCUGAUAAAUUGAUGGAUGCCUCGAAGCUCCCCCUCGACAGUGAAUUCGGUGUUGACGCCGAACGGAUCAACACACAGGGCGAGACGUCAAGACCACCAGCGUCGCCGCCUCUGCCUGAGACGAUGGCACUCGCUGCCAGAGAUUUCCCGUCAAAGUACGCGCAUUUCGUCACCGCAACGUCUGCGCUUUUAGUCCCGGCUGAGCGGGAGCAUUUGCGCUUAAACGUGGAGCGGGCUAACGUCUUCGAAGACUCGAUGGAGUCGCUCGCAAUUAUCCCACGCAAGAAUGUGCACUCUGUACUGCGCAUCAACUUCCUCGAUGAGAGCGGUGUUGAUGCUGGAGGACUCCAUCGUGAGUGGUUCGUGCUGCUGAACGAAAUGCUCGUGGACCCUUCCCGUGGGUUGUUCAACUGCACCAACAAGAGCGAGCAAACGUAUUACCUGAGUCCGUGCUCAAAUGCGAACCUCUUGCCAGAUCAGCUACUACAUCUCUAUGCGGUCGGUCGGCUGCUGGGUCGCGCACUAUUGGAAGGCUCGAUGAUGUGUUUCCACCUGGCGCCUCCUCUGCUGAAGCUGAUGCUGGGCUACCCACUCACCUUUUCAGACUUGGAAGACUUCGACCCCGAAGUAUACGAGAACCUGCGAUGGCUACUUGAAAACGAGAACGCAGACGCGCUUGGGCUCGAUUUCGCUGUGACUGUCAAGGACGGGGACUGUUACCGUGAUAUCGAACUGGUGCCAGGGGGUGAUGCCAUCCCCGUCACGGAUAGCAAUAAACGCGACUACGUCGAGCGGAAGUGGCAGUACUUGAUGGUGGAGAGUGUGGGGCCGCAACUACAGGCGUUUCUUCGUGGCCUGUACGAAAUUAUUCCACGAGAUCUGCUCUUGCUGUUCGAUCCUGAAGAGUUCAACUUCCUUCUAUGUGGCUCCGAUGAGAUCGACGUUGAUGACUGGGAGCGCAACACCAAGUACUCGGAAGACCUGCACAACCAUCGAGCGCUCAAGUGGUUCUGGGAACUUGUACGCGAAAUGCCCAACGAGUAUCGACGCCGCCUGCUUCAGUUCUCGACGGGAUCAUCGCGUGUACCGCUGGGUGGAUUUGGGGCGUUGAUGAGCUAUGACGGCCGCCUCUGCCCGUUCACAUUGAAAGGAGUGUCGCUAGUGGGCGAUGGCUUCAUCCACAGCCACGCGUGCUUCAACCGCUUGGAUCUGCCACUUCACGUCGUGCGUAAUGAAUUGAAGGCAGUGCUGUACGCGGUGCUGGAGACGGAGGUGUAUGGAUUCACCACAGACUGAUGAAGCCUUAUGCCCCAUGCCCGGCCCCGGUCUAGUCUGAGCUUGUACAGAAGAGAGAGAGCACUUAACCUUAAUUUACUUGUCCAUUUCUGUCGUCAUGGAGCUGUUGGACUCGUGGAUGCAUGCUGCAGCGGAUAACGACGUCGCUGCUCUAAGCACACUGUUCACCGACAACCCGACACUGCUGGACGAACGUCAUCCUCACUCCGGCCGCACAGCUCUUCAGCAUGCGUCUGCAUGGGAUGCGCACGAUGCUGUUGAUUUCCUCCUUCGGUGAGCUUUCGUGCACUUUGCUCCCGUCCUACGACUCACGGCAACUAACCUCGGUGUCAUUAGACAGGGGGCGGGCGUCCUCGUGGCUGAUGCCGAUGGGAACUCGGUUCUGCAUCUUGCCACGGCGUCUAACGCGCUAACCUCGCUGAAGAUCAUCCUGAGGCAUCUUCACCAGUCUGCUCACCUCGAGAAGGAAUGGACCUGGUCUCUGGUCAAUCAACGCAACCGCUUCGGAUACACCGCCUUGUUGAUCGGAGGGGAGGAAGGAUUCGCCGACUGCUGCGCCGCACUGAUUGGUGACGGUGGUGCUGACGCAGCUCUUCCACUCCUGGAAGCGCCAUACCCCACAGCAAUAGACCUCGCACUGCGAAGCAACCGCCAUGCCAUCGUCGAGAUGCUUCGUCGGCUGCAGCAACACCAAACGCAGUGAAGUAAACGCAAGUAAAUCACUGCAGGCAGUGAACCUUGGGGCUUUAAUUUAUGCGAAAGUAGAUCUCCUGCAAUUGUGGAUCCAGCUUCGCCAGGGCUUCCUGCAGAAAAAUCUCCACGCUCUCGCCUUGUAAGGAUAGCGUCGCAACUCGGACUGCAAACUCGCGCUCCCCUGCAACAAGUCCAUGCAUCGACAGUUAGUACGCGCCUUACGAUAACGAAGCGGUUGGAUACGGUUGAGAAUCGUACAAGGCUGCAGAA
Messenger RNA from Phytophthora sojae, 4125 nucleotides. RefSeq lists its product as hypothetical. The transcript has a single exon. The coding region runs from base 1681 to 3162 and encodes 493 amino acids. NCBI's taxonomy places the organism in Eukaryota, Oomycota, Peronosporomycetes, Peronosporales, Peronosporaceae. The record is from RefSeq and is a predicted model, not a curated record. Gene Ontology annotation, molecular function: ubiquitin-protein transferase activity.